AAGAACAUCAUAGUACAACCCUCCGCAGCAUAAAACGCCACCAAUUCGACGCGUGGUACAACGAAAAAGUGCUUCCCGCGGUGUACAAUCGGUUUAAUUUCCCAGACUUUUUCGGCAAAAACCCGGCGGGGCUCGUGCGGUUCAAACUCUCCCCCCUGUUAGUCCAUUCCGCCGUCACGUGCGACCGGGUGGUGUGCCCCUACACGGACAAUGAACACGCCGGGAACCGGC
This is a messenger RNA of Amoebophrya sp. A120, 231 nucleotides long. Lineage: Eukaryota; Dinophyceae; Syndiniales; Amoebophryaceae. The record is from the annotation of a GenBank genome assembly.